UAGGUUGGCAACCAUCCUCAGAAGGCCAGGUCGGCGGCGUGGUAGGCCCCGACCAGGGUAUCACCCGUCUUUGGCACUUUUUAUAGACACUACUAGAACUAUGAUUGAGCCAUCGAAGCGGCUACGGCGGGCCGUCCAUAGCAACGAUGCGCUACUUGUUCGACGCAUCGUCAAAUCACAUCCGGACCUGGUACACAACCCGGAUCACUCGGCCACCGGUCUUUCCAACUCGAGCCUCCAUCUUGCCGCGAGUCUCGGUCAUCUCCAGGUUUGCAAGGUUUUGGUAGCGCUUGGCCAUGAGCGUCCCACCCCCGCCCUCAAUGACGAUCAUCAGACCGCUUUGAUGCUAGCCGCAUCCGCCGGUCACACGGAAGUUGUUUUGUUCCUCUCCGAGACCGACCCACCUUCUAUCCUACGUCGUGAUAUACGGGGUAGAGAUGCUAUUAUGGAGGCCAGCAUGGGUGGUCAUGAUACCGCGCUACAGAUUCUUCUCACCUAUGUGCCAGGUGGCGCACAAAGCGCUGUUCGGAAUGCCGACCUCGAUGGGAAUACUGCCUUGCAUUUCGCUAGCAGUAACGGUAACCUCCUUGUUCUCCGAACCUUACUUGCCGCUGGGGCCGACCCGCAGAGAAGGAAUGUGUGGAGUUGGACCGCCGGUGCGUACAGUGCAACAGUACAGGCUGAUGUCUAUCUGAAAGGACUCGUAAAUGAAGUCGAGAAGCAAAGAAGGACCAAGACUGAACCCGAGGAGACCAAAAAGGGCGGCGCUGUCCGAAUGGUUCAAGAGGAGGUCAACGUCAUGGAUUGAAGCCGAGAUUAGGAAAGGCGGAAUUAUUCUCAGAGGCGAUGCGUGCUCGCUAGGCACCCGUCAAUGGCUUUUCACAUUUCCAAGAAAGUCUUCUUGGGCUUUAAUAUGGGUACUUGGCAUAUGCGUACUACCUAUAUGGAAAAAUCCUGUAAGCACUGUCUAUUCCCUAUCCAUUAUACAGUAAAGUUUUAGUUGUCUAGCAAACUUCUAUGUGGAUAUCCUGUCCCGACCUUGUGUCCACCCUAGAUUUAAGGUUAACAAACCAAUUCUAGGAAGGAAAAGAAAAAUCCAUAGCUAAAAGAGAUAGAAAACUCUCGGGCUCUUCAGAGGGAUACCGGCAUCGUGGGGUUGGAGGUAUACGCUUCCCCAUGCAUUGGCCACCGCAGAUGGUCUAGUUUGCUACACCUUACACCAUCUCAACGAGUCCACACUUAGCGUCCAUUGGGUUAAACCCGAGUUGGCCUAAUCAUGGAAUGUCGAAAGAUUUUGCAGAGCCGCAUUCUUGUUAAGACAACACCGUUACUCCUAUCUUAGGUCUAGGGGUCCAAGGGCCAACCCUGAGCUGGAACAUCAUCUACACGCAUUCCG
This is a messenger RNA of Hypoxylon fragiforme, 1396 nucleotides long. RefSeq names its product ankyrin. Gene Ontology annotation, molecular function: protein binding. The coding region runs from base 101 to 808 and encodes 235 amino acids. Lineage: Eukaryota; Fungi; Ascomycota; Sordariomycetes; Xylariales; Hypoxylaceae. The transcript has 2 exons. The record is from RefSeq and is a predicted model, not a curated record.